AUGUUGAAUAGUAAUAGUGCUCCAAGCAGCCUGAGUGAAUCUUGCUAUGAAAGUAGAACAGCUCGAGAAAUUCUCAUGGGUAUUGAUAACAACUUUUCACGUGCUGUUGGCCUAUUAAACAAAUAUAUGCCACACAAUGAUGAUAAUGCAGAUGAACUCUCUGAUUCUAACCAGAAUAAAGCUUUCGGUACAGAUUCAAAAUCUUCCCCGAGUCAAGGAAGAAGUGGAGGUGGUACUGCUGAGUACGUGGAGGAAAAGCGACCGGAUUUCUCUCGAACACUUAGAUCAGAAGAUCCAAGUAGUCAAAUUAGUCUGCCGAAUUUUCCUGUUCAAAAAUAUCCAUCGAAAAUUGCAUCACAAAUUGAUGAUGAUUAUUCUUCUAAAGGAACACCUCAAUCAAUACCGACGGAUAUAUCGGUGAAUGUAAACGGAGUACCGCCUGGUGCUGGUGUGGAUGACCUCGACGACGACGACGAUGAUGACUAUGAUGUUGAUGGCCAACGUAAAGUCACAAAAGGACCCUUUUCAUCACAUAUAUACCGAUAUUCAUUGGCAGAUGCAUCUGCCUCUAGAGAUUUGGAUAAUGCUACUCCGAAGACGAUUGCACUAUGCCGGCGUUAUCCGUGUCACUAUUGCUUUUAUGUUUAUUUUCCAUCAACAACCAUAGACGAUGAUCUAAUGCCAUUUCGUAGAAAAGCUUUUAUGGAUAAGGUAUCACGAUUAAAAAAUCCAGAUCAUGUCAAGGAGGUUCUCGGGACAAAAUGUGCCCGUGAUGCCUAUUCUGAUCGUCGUAUACGUUCAAUCGAGCGAUUGUCUGGUACAGAAGUUCAUUUAAGUGAACUGAACCCUUCAAUGACAUGUUUUAAAGGUUUGCCAAGAAGACGUUUAACAAUAGCCGGACCAUCAUUCAUUAAUAUUUGUUGUGCAUUAAAUCUGUUUGAAAAUUUAUUACCCAGUGUCAUAAAAGGUGGUAUAUUUCCUUAUCGAUUACCAGAAAAUUCAUCGACACGUUUUCAAGCCGGUAAACGGAUGAGUUCAGUAUACAAUUGGAUUUAUGGACGGCCGAAUGGUUCCGUUUAUCUGAGAAAACAGCUAGAUGAUAGGGGGGGCUGGCGAAGUCUUCUUCCUCCUCCACGGAGAGGUGUUAGUGCUGAAAGAGUAUAAACUUGAAAUUUUGGGUCUCUCAUUGCAAGUUAUCAUUGAAGCCGAAGUGUACAAGUGGCUGAGAUAAUAAUAAUAAUCAUAAUAAUAAUA
This is a messenger RNA of Trichobilharzia szidati, 1254 nucleotides long. The record is from the annotation of a GenBank genome assembly. NCBI's taxonomy places the organism in Eukaryota, Metazoa, Platyhelminthes, Trematoda, Strigeidida, Schistosomatidae.